Molecule: messenger RNA, 480 nt
Organism: Drosophila bipectinata
Lineage: Eukaryota; Metazoa; Arthropoda; Insecta; Diptera; Drosophilidae
Source: RefSeq, a predicted model, not a curated record
AUGGAGGGCCUGCCAUUGUUAAUGCUGAUCGUUUACUCGAUUCUGGCCUAUACCACGCCGCACACUUGGGCCAGAAGCUGCAGUCGUCCAGCCGUUGGGUUAAAGUCCAACAAUAUCGCUGAUAUCGAAGAAACCCAAAUCGAUCUCAGUCAGUUAAGUGAAAAGCAAUUGAAACAAUUGGUCCAACAACUGGCCAAGUUUCAGACCCAAAAGGAUAUAGAAGAGGAUGAUGAGGAUGGCGAGGAGGAAGAACAGUCUUUGGAGGAGGAUUACGAGGAUCACAGAGGUAGCAGUCGUCCUUGGAACAAGGUCCAGAGGAUUAUACGAAGACAGUUGGUGAAAAUACCAAAAAGAUAUUUGAAGAAGCUACUGCGGCAGUUCGGUUUGGCAAGAUCGAGUGGAGUUGGAAUUGGUAGUGUUCGGAGUGGAGGUAAUUUGAGGAUACCAUUGGAGGAGUAUUAUCUUAUACCAUUGGAGUAA